AUGAAAGACUUCGACAAACCUGAGGCAGGUCAUCAGAAGGUUCUCGGAAUGCAAUGGGACACGAGGAGCGAUGAGCUAAGGUUCGUUUUGGCCUUCGGUCGCGUUGACCCGGAGCUGUUACAAGGUCAGCGUACUCCAACUAAGCGUGAACUAUUGCGCGUAAUGAUGUCCGUCUCCGAUCCCUUCGGCGUUGCCGCGGAACAUGUGCUCAAGGCCAAGUUGUUGCUGCAGAUGGUAUGGAGAGCUGGAACCGGUUGGGAUGACGAAAUCUCGGAGGAGGCGAAAACUGUUUGGAAGUUAUGGCUAAAUACGUUGAGCUACAUCGAAGGUAUCAGAGUGCCACGUUGCUACAGUGCGUCAUUUACAACGGGAGUUGUGGAACUCCACGUCUUUGCUGACGCAAGCGAGGCGGCUUUCGCUGCGGUAGCGUACUGGCGCAUCAAAACUGACCGCAGCGUAGAAGUGGCACUAGUGGCAGGGAAAACCAAAUGCGCACCCCCAAAACUUACAACGAUUCCGAGACUGGAGUUGCAAGCGGCAGUACUAGCCUCUCGUCUGAAGAUAAUGGUGUCAAAAAACCACGAUGUCAAACCGUCACGCGUCGUCAUGUGGACGGAUUCGAAGACUGUUCACGCCUGGAUAGCUUCAGACCAUAGGAGAUACAAACCUUACGUUGCUCAUCGGAAUGCUGACGCAGUACACCCGUAUACACGUCGACCCGCCGUGAUGCCACAAGGACACCAUGUCACCAAUACUCUCGUCGACUUGUACCAUCGUAUAUGGAAGCACCAGAGUGAGAACACCAUCGUGUCGGAGUUACGACGCAAAUAUUGGAUCCCCCAUAUCCGCGAAGAAGUACGAAAAGCAGCCAAGAGGUGCCUUGAAUGCAAAAGAAGACGUGCGAAGCCAGAUGUGCCACAAAUGGGACAACUGCCAGCUGAUCGCCUUACGCCAUUUGUACGACCGUUCACGUAUGUAGGUCUUGACUACAUGGGUCCAUUUCUGAUCGUGUCUGGGAGGCGUACAGAAAAGCGGUGGAUCGCGUUAUUUACGUGUUUGACGACACGCGCCAUACACCUUGAGAUAGCUAUCGAUUUAACUACAGAUACUUGUUUACUCUGCAUCAAGAAUUUUAUGCGCCGACGUGGAACCCCGGUGCGGAUUAGGUCAGAUAAUGGCACCAACUUCAUAGGAGCAGAUCGGGAAAUACAGCGUCAACUCAAAGACUUCGAAGAGGGAAGGAUCCCCGAGGCAUUGGCAAAUCAAAACAUAGAAUGGGUGUUAAACUGUCCGUUGAGCCGACACGCCGGCAGAUGUUGGGAGCGCUUGGUACGUAGUGUAAAGCAUGCCAUGCAACAUGCAUUGAAUAGCGAAAGGUUGAAAGAGCAGACGCUGUAUAGCGUCAUGUGUGAAGCCGAAAACGCUGUGAACUCGCGCCCGCUUACGCAUAUCCCACUUGACGCUCCUGAUGAAGAACCUUUAACCCCUAAUCAUUUCCUCCUAGGCACAGAAAACUCAGAGCAGACUCCAUAUCCGCAAGAAGAAUCCUUUAAGGCGACGCGAACGCAGUGGCGAAAAAUGCAGCAGAUUCACCAUCGCUUCUGGAAGCGGUGGCUGGCGGAAUAUCUUCCGGACUUAUGCCGCCGAACGAAGUGGAGGAAACCCGUGGAGCCGUUGUCUUUGGGAGAUUUGGUCUUGGUCUGCGAUGAUCGCAUGCAUCGAUCCAGGUGGCCGAUCGGUCGAGUCGUUAGCGUCAAACCAGGCAAGGAUNGAAGAAGUACGAAAAGCAGCCAAGAGGUGCCUUGA
Rhagoletis zephyria (snowberry fruit fly) is the source of this 1806-nucleotide messenger RNA. RefSeq lists its product as uncharacterized. Gene Ontology annotation, molecular function: nucleic acid binding. Lineage: Eukaryota; Metazoa; Arthropoda; Insecta; Diptera; Tephritidae. Gene Ontology annotation, biological process: DNA integration. The record is from RefSeq and is a predicted model, not a curated record.